UCUAUCAGCCUGCGAGCCCCCAAUGAAACCACGGGCUCCAUACCCUUCCAGUACUGGCAGCACCACCCUGAGAAACUCAUCUUCCAAGCAUGUGAUUACAAAGCAUAUAGCAUGCCAUUUGGGGGAAAAUAUGGACCCAUUUUAAAACCCGUACCUCACCCCCAGUGUUCCUGGUCUGAGAUGAUAAAGUAUUUAGGAUCAAUGCUGAUAAAGGAAUUGAGGGGGACGGAAUCAACACAAGAUGCCUGUUCGAAAAUGAGGAAAUCAACAGAGCAAAUGAAGAAGGUCCCCACAAUUAUCCUAACAGUUUCUUACAAAGGAGUGAAAUUCAUGGAUGCAGCAAAUAAGACAAUUAUUGCUGAACACGAAAUCCGCAAUAUAUCAUGUGCUGCACAGGAUCCAGAAGACCUCUCUACGUUUGCAUAUAUCACAAAAGAUUUGAAAUCUAAUCUCCAUUAUUGUCAUGUGUUCAUGCCUCUCUAGCGUUUGAUGUUAAUUUAGCCUAUGAGAUCAUCUUGACAUUAGGACAAGCAUUUGAAGUUGCUUAUCAGCUCGCACUGCAAGCCAGGAAAGGCGGACAUUCCUCAACACUUCCAGAGAGCUUUGACAGCAAGCCUACCAAACCUAUCCCAAAACCUCGAGUCAGUAUUCGAAAGGCAACGAUCAACCAGAUCAAAAGACUCUUGCUAAUCUGCCUUGGAUCGUUGAACCAGGACAGGAAACAAAACGGGGGAUCAGCACCAAGUACGAGACCACCAUCUUCUAAUAUCAGCUGGCCCCUUCUCCUCGGUGUGCCUUCGCACUUGCUCAUGUUUAAACGUGCAAAUGGCAGCCUGCUCUCCAGCGCAGAAUAA
Staurois parvus is the source of this 854-nucleotide messenger RNA. NCBI's taxonomy places the organism in Eukaryota, Metazoa, Chordata, Amphibia, Anura, Ranidae. The record is from the annotation of a GenBank genome assembly.